Aspergillus japonicus CBS 114.51 is the source of this 913-nucleotide messenger RNA. RefSeq lists its product as uncharacterized. Lineage: Eukaryota; Fungi; Ascomycota; Eurotiomycetes; Eurotiales; Aspergillaceae. The record is from RefSeq and is a predicted model, not a curated record. The transcript has a single exon. The coding region runs from base 383 to 913 and encodes 176 amino acids.
CGGAGCUCUACCCUGCAAUCCCUAGACAGCAGUGGAAAUACCAGGAAACAAGGUGGAAACAACCCACCCCCGCAUCACACCCCGGAUAAACCCGGGCCCGGGCCCCGACCCGCCCCAAAAUCACUCACGCCACCACCGAAUCUGCAUCUAAUCAACACAGAACGUCAAAUCCCCAGCCACCACAUUCCAACCUGAACCCAUUUCCAGCUCAUCCUUUCCAGAAAACGCCACCAAAAUCAGGGCACAAGCCCACAAAGCCCCAACUUCAUCUCACCCAGUGCCCCUUCCCCCACUCCCCAAUCACACAAAACAACUUGAACCCCCUACGACAUCCCCCAAAAGUACAACCACACCAGACCAGGCAACCGUGCAACCACCCAAAAUGUCCCUCCCCCAAAUCUCCGCCCAGUUAUCCCCCACCCCGCACCCGUUCCCCACCUGCUGCCUCGCCCUCUCCAGCACAUUGGUGACGUACCUGGGGAAGCUCCUCCCCGCCCACCCGGGAUUCACCCUCUCGAUCGGCAGCGGAUCCGGCCUGCUGGAGGCGCUGAUCGCGCUGCGCCACCCCACCGUGCCGGUGGAGGGCGUCGAGGUCCGCGGCGCCGUGAACCGGUACCUCGACGAGUGGGCGCUGAACCUCGUGCAGGGGACGUGGGAUCUGCAUCCCCGGGCGGCGGGGGCGGCGGCGUGGAUGUUCGUGUAUCCGCGGGAGCCUGGGUUGGUAAGGAGGUAUCUGGAGGGGGUUGGGGGUGGUGCGCUGCGGGUGGUGGUGUGGUUGGGGCCCCGGGCGGAUUGGGGGGACUAUCUGGGGUGUUUUGAGGAGGGGGGUUGGGUGGCGGAGGAGUUGGGGGAGGAGCAGGUUGGGGUGGCGGGGUAUGAGGUUUGUGUCGUUUUGAGGAGACGGGGGGGUUAG